Molecule: messenger RNA, 1413 nt
Organism: Actinia tenebrosa (Australian red waratah sea anemone)
Lineage: Eukaryota; Metazoa; Cnidaria; Anthozoa; Actiniaria; Actiniidae
Cellular component (GO): membrane
Molecular function (GO): calcium ion binding
Source: RefSeq, a predicted model, not a curated record
UUAAUACUUUCCCAAUCAAUGGCCGGAUGGAGAUAAGAUUUUGUCCCCUUUUAAUUUUAGCUUGUAGGAGGAGCUGAAGCAAUUGAAAGUAAAAUUAAAACGUUGCUUGUGCCGACUUUUAUCAUUUUCGUUAUUCCUUCGUCCCUUUACGUACGAAGGUCGAAUCAGUAGCCAUUCGUUAUGAACUGGUUAGCUUUAGUACUGCUUUUGUGUAAAGCACACUACACCACAUGUAAUGAACAGGACGACUAUCUCAACAAGGACAAAGGUUUUCUUUUUGAUGCUUUUCCUGCGUCCAUUUUGUCAUUUCCCAUUCACACCAAAGACAUUCAGCAACAAACCACUCAAGUUCCUGAUAAAAUGGAAUGUGUCUUUGCCUGUGUUGGGGUUCCUUGGUGUCAAUCGAUGAACUUUCAAACCACAGCCAAGAAAAAUGGACUUCACGUAUGUGAGCUGUUGUCAACCGAUAAACAUACUCACCCGCAGAACAUGAUACAAAACAAUGCAUUUGUUCAUUUCAGYAUCCAGAACCCGUGCGCAGAGACACCCUGUCAUAAUGGUGGCACCUGCAUCCUUCAGAAAAACAGGCAGGAAUAUCGCUGUCAAUGUAAGAAAGGAUAUGAUGGGAACAACUGCCAAAAUGAUGUGGACGAGUGUACUGCUGGUACACACAACUGUCAUGCUGAUGCUACUUGCACAAACAAUGGUGGUUCGUUCACUUGUCAGUGUAAACCUGGUUACCAAGGAAUCGGAGUGACGUGUACAGAUGUUGAUGAAUGCAGUGAGUCCCUUUACGACUGUCCUCCGGGAUCCACUUGCGUAAACGUUGUUGGUUCGUAUAUCUGCAGAUGCCCAGUUGGUUAUGUGGCACUCCAUUCCCAUUGUCAAGCGAUUACAAUGUCCGCUUCCUACAGUUGUGGCAUUCUUUACCAGUCUACCAUCCCUCAUGGUGGCGAGAUCAUGUCACCAGGCUACCCAACACAGUACAGUGAUAAUCAGAACUGCUAUUGGACUAUCUCGUCGAACACCAAUAUCGGUCUUUACUUUAAGACAUUCAAUACAGAAGGUUGCUGUGACCACAUUAGAGUCUAUGAUGGUAAUUCCACUUCGUCUCCCCAACUCGGUUCUUACAGUGGAAGCACAUUACCUUCCUAUAUAACAAGUUCUUCAAAUCAACUACAUAUAACUUUUAGAACCGAAAAAAUACUGGCUUUUCGGCUAAAUAUGAAGCAUUGGCUCCAGGAUCCCUGCGUCUUGUUGGCGGUUCCUCUCGCGUAGGAAGAAUUGAAAUGUUUCACCACAGUCAGUGGGGAACAAUAUGUGAUUACAACUGGGACAUGAACGAUGCAAAUGUAGUAUGUAAACAACUUGGAUUCCCAGGGGCAAUUGAAGCACAUUACAGCGCUCAGUAUG